Salvia miltiorrhiza (redroot sage) is the source of this 874-nucleotide messenger RNA. RefSeq lists its product as uncharacterized. The record is from RefSeq and is a predicted model, not a curated record. The transcript has 3 exons. The coding region runs from base 119 to 667 and encodes 182 amino acids. NCBI's taxonomy places the organism in Eukaryota, Viridiplantae, Streptophyta, Magnoliopsida, Lamiales, Lamiaceae.
AAAGAGAGAAUAUAUCAAUAUCAUUUGAAAGCAUAAAAGCAAAAGACAGCAUAUAUAUAUACAUAUAUAUAACAAGCAAUUAAAACUGGUAUUAUUAGCUAGAUUGCAGUUUGAGCAAAUGACAACACAGCAACAGCAGGCAUUGGAGCUACAGCAAUCACAGAUGGUGAAGGUGAAGAACUCCGGCAUGAUCAGCCACGUAGGCAGCCCUACCGCGAACGAAGACAGAGACGAGGAGAUGACGCGCUCUGCCUUGGCCGCGUUCCAUGCCAGGGAAGAAGAGAUCGAGAGGAGGAAGAUUGAGGUCAGGGACAAAGUUCAGGCGCGGUUAGGCCGCGUCGAGGAAGAGACCAAGCGCCUAGCUCUAAUCCACCAAGAGCUGGAAUCUCUGCAUGAUCCAAUGAGGAAGGAGGUAGCCAUUGUUCGCAAGAGAAUCGACCUUAUAAAUCGAGAUUUAAAGCCGUUGGGACUCAGCUGCCAGAAGAAGGAAAAAGAAUACAAAGAGGCCCUCGAAGCUUUUACUGAUAAGAACAGGGAAAAGGGACAGCUGAUAACCAAACUAGUUGAGGUAAAUUCCACACUUUUUUUUUUUUUCAGUUUUUUGAAUUGUGGCUAUAUUUUUGUUGUCAUUUUUUUGAUGAUAAAUUAUUGGACAGUUGGUAACUGAAAGUGAGAAAUUGAGACUGAAGAAACUGGAGGAGCUUAGCAAGAACAUAGAUUCCCUGCAUUAAGAAAUCUUAACAACACUUUCUUUCUUUUUUUCAAGAAUUAAUUUACAUUUUGUUGUGUUUUCUGUUUUGUUUCAAGAUUGUUUGAGACACAGUAAUUGGGAUGUUUCUGGUUUUGCUAUUGAGUGCGAGAGUUUACUUAAAAA